Messenger RNA from Phoenix dactylifera (date palm), 2849 nucleotides. Its product is annotated as ABC transporter B family member 25, mitochondrial. Gene Ontology annotation, biological process: transmembrane transport; intracellular iron ion homeostasis. NCBI's taxonomy places the organism in Eukaryota, Viridiplantae, Streptophyta, Magnoliopsida, Arecales, Arecaceae. The record is from RefSeq and is a predicted model, not a curated record. Gene Ontology annotation, cellular component: mitochondrial inner membrane. Gene Ontology annotation, molecular function: ABC-type transporter activity; ATP hydrolysis activity; ATP binding.
AAGAAACUAAAUUGACAAGGAGGUAAACCCUCGCUCUGGUUUCCUUCUCCCGUUCGAGUGCUCGAGCCCUGUUCCUGGCCCCUCUCCUCGGUUCUAGGGUUUGGCUCACCCCUCAAGAGCGUCGCUUUCUUCGAGUCUGGUCCGCCGAUGGUCAAGUCAUCCUCAUCGAUCGCUCCGGGAGGAAUCUAGCCUCUAUCCUGUACGAUUUCGCCGUUCUUGAUCGCCCCGGGGAGUUGCGAUCCCGGACCGGCGACGAUGAGAGCUGUCUCGAGGUGCCGCGGCGCUUGCCGGCUGUUGCAAUGCGGAGGGAAGCUAACCGGCGGCCGCCCCAGCAUCUCUCGGAAUCUUGACCCGUUGAUCUGCCGGUUGGAUCGCUCUCUGAUCUCUGGUCGCGCUCUCUGUGAGAAAGGAAGCAGGGAGUUUCGAGACGAUAGAGUUGGAGCGUUGAAGAGCGCGAGCACUCUGCUUGCAGGAGAAAUUCCGCUCUCCGAUCGUAGUCGGGUGGAUGUAAUGAGAAAGAGCAGCUCCUUUGGACGCAUGCGUUGUUUUCUAUCGGAUUCUUCUCCGCCGAUAGGGAAUAGGCUUCUUAGAGACUUCGGAUAUUUGCAAAGAAGUCGUGCAUUGUUCUCAACAUCUGCUAGUGAGAUAGAAGCAACAAAGAGACUUGGUGGAGCUGGGAAUAAGAUACAGAAUGAUGUGACCAAAAAGGAAUCUGCAGAUGAACAAAUUGCAGACAUGACAAUCCUGCGUACUCUUGCGAAGUACUUGUGGUUGAAAGAUAAUAUUGAGUUCCGGUUUAGGGUAUUGAUGGCAUUGGGACUUCUUGUUGGGGCAAAGGUUAUAAAUGUUCAAGUACCAUUCUUUUUCAAGCUUGCUGUGGAUUGGCUCUCAGCAAUCACUGGUUCUGAUAAUGCGAUGGCAUCCUUUUCUGAUACUAAUUCCACUCUUUUGGCUCUUUUUGUGAGCCCAGCUGCUGUUCUAAUUGGAUAUGGAAUAGCGCGUACUGGGGCAUCAGCUUGCAAUGAACUGCGAAAUGCUAUAUUUUCCAAGGUAGCAUUAAGAGCUAUUCGUACCGUUUCUAGAAAGGUGUUCUCGCACUUGCAUGAUCUUGACCUUCGAUAUCAUUUAAGCCGGCAAACAGGUGCACUGAAUCGCAUAAUUGAUCGAGGUAGCCGUGCAAUAAACUUUAUUCUUUCAUCAAUGGUAUUCAAUGUUGUACCCACUAUACUAGAGAUAGCUAUGGUGUCUGGUAUUCUUGCAUACAAGUUUGGAGCUACUUUUGCUUGGAUCACUUCACUUUCUGUUGCUGCAUAUAUUGCUUUCACUCUGAUUGUGACACAGUGGCGAACUAAAUUCCGCCAAGCCAUGAAUAAAGCUGAUAAUGAUGCGAGUACCAGAGCAAUUGACUCACUGUUAAAUUAUGAGACUGUCAAGUAUUUCAACAAUGAAUCAUUUGAAGCUGAAAAAUAUGACACAUAUCUGAAGAGGUAUGAGGAUGCUGCAUUGAAAACUCAAAGUAGCCUUGCUCUUUUGAACUUCGGCCAAAAUGUUAUAUUUAGCACGGCUUUAUCAACAGCAAUGGUUUUAUGUUCAUAUGGAAUUAUGAAUGGUGCAAUGACAGUUGGCGACUUGGUUAUGGUUAAUGGGCUUCUCUUCCAGCUGUCUUUACCUCUUAAUUUCCUUGGAAGCGUGUAUCGUGAAACAAGGCAGAGCCUUAUUGACAUGAAGUCCCUGUUUCAAUUGCUUGAGGAGACCCCAGAAAUACGAGAUGGGCACAAAGCAGAACCAUUAAAAUUUAGAGGAGGAACCAUCGAAUUUAAAGAUGUAUAUUUUGGAUACCUAACAGACCGAAAGAUUCUUGAUGGAAUAUCUUUUGUUGUAUCGGCAGGAAAAAGUGUGGCCAUUGUUGGAACCAGUGGCAGUGGGAAGUCAACCAUACUUAGAUUGAUCUACAGAUUUUUUGAUUCAGAUUCAGGAUCAGUACGAAUAGAUGGUCAAGAUGUAAGAGAGGUAACCAUGGAAAGUCUUCGUAAGUGUAUUGGUGUUGUGCCACAAGACACUGUACUUUUCAACGAUACGAUAUUCCACAAUAUACAUUAUGGCCGGUUGUCAGCAACAAAGGAGGAGGUCUUUGAAGCUGCUCGACAUGCAGCUAUUCAUGAUACAAUCAUGAAUUUUCCAGAGAAGUAUGCAACUAUUGUUGGAGAGCGAGGACUAAAGUUAAGUGGUGGAGAAAAGCAGCGUGUGUCACUUGCUCGUGCAUUUUUGAAGGCACCUUCUAUUAUGCUUUGUGAUGAAGCUACUAGUGCACUUGAUAGCACAACUGAAGCAGAAAUCUUGAAUGCAUUGAAGACAUUAGCGAACAAUCGGACUUCGAUUUUCAUAGCUCAUCGGCUAACUACUGCAAUGCAGUGUGAUGAGAUUAUUGUUUUAGAGAAUGGAAAAGUAGCGGAACAGGGUGCGCAUGAAGUUCUCUUGACAAGGGCAGGAAGAUACGCACAGUUAUGGGCCCAACAGAACAACAAUGAUGCUGUGGAUGCUGCUGUCAAAGUCGAAGCUUGAAACUCGCGUUGGAUUGCCAAACAUACAAGCGAAAUUCUACUUGGGGAUGGUGAAGAUACAAUUUUUUUAUGUUUAUACAACAUAACGAAUUAUAUGGGUAAGUAUUUGUUCGGUGUUGUAACAUAAGCCAAUGUGCUGCAUUGCAACAUUAUAUUCAGACCGUUGUAAUUGAUGCUGUCUGAAUGCAGCUAAUAGCUAUUUGCUUUUGCAAAUUGAUGGACCAUGAAUGAUGUAUUGUUAGUUUUUCUUCAUUUAUUGCAAUAUUUUUAUCAAGUAUGUUCACCUCA